AUGGGCAAAGCCGUCCUUAGUAGUAUUAGUGACGUGAAAUUAACAUACGAAAAUGCAGCUUUUGUCGAGGCAACAGUCAAAGAUCACUGGAAGAUGGAGUUCUUGGGGUUCUACAAUUACUGGAAUGAGUAUCAAAAAAUGGCAACCACACAAGCGUUCAUCCUCCGUGACAGAAGAUCUAAUGAUGUAGAUCUAACUGUUGUAUCAUUCAGAGGCACAGAAAUGUUUGAUGCAGAUGCAUGGAGCACCGAUUUCGAUAUAUCUUGGUACGAACUCCCUAAUGUAGGUAAGGUUCACGGCGGUUUUAUGAAAGCAUUGGGGCUACAAAAGAAACAAGGAUGGCCAAAGGAAAUUGUUGAGACUUCAUCUCGCCCUCAAGUUGCUUAUUAUAGUAUUAGAGACAAGCUUAGAAAAAUUAUUCGAGAGAAUGAGAAAACGAAAUUUAUUGUGACCGGACACAGUUUAGGAGGGGCUUUAGCCGCUAUUUUUCCCGUGAUUCUAGCUUAUCAUGGGGAAACGGAACUGCUACAUAGGUUGGAGGGGGUGUGCACGUUUGGGAAGCCUAGGGUCGGUGAUCAGAAACUUGCAGAGUUCAUGGAAAAACAGAUGAGUUUACAUAACGUGAAGUUUUCAAGAUAUGUCUAUGGCAAUGACAUGGUUCCUAGGUUGCCUUACGAUGAUGAAACGUUCAUGUUUAAGCACUUCGGAACAUGCAUUUACUAUGACAGGUUCUACAAAGGAAAGAUCGUUAAAGAAGAACCAAAUAAAAAUUACUUCUCUCUGAAGUGGUUUAUACCAAAGAUAAUGAAUUCGGCUAUGGAAAUAGUGAGAAGCUUUACCAUUCAUCAGACGUAUGGACCGGAAUAUGACGAAGGUUGGUUCUUACUGUUGUUUAGAACAAUCGGGCUUGCACUUCCAGGAGUAUCAGCACAUUUACCUCAAGAUUAUGUUAAUUCUACUCGAGUUGGAUCUUUAGAAACGUUACUGACGGACGCCAGUAAAUCUCGGUCGCCGUACUGGUCACAGUGCCUGGAGAAGCUUUGGGAUGUUGGAGUGGUUUUUCCUGAUAUCCUUUCUUCCUCUAUACCUUGA
This is a messenger RNA of Papaver somniferum (opium poppy), 1092 nucleotides long. RefSeq lists its product as uncharacterized. Gene Ontology annotation, molecular function: triacylglycerol lipase activity. The record is from RefSeq and is a predicted model, not a curated record. Bases 1 to 1092 code for a protein of 363 amino acids. NCBI's taxonomy places the organism in Eukaryota, Viridiplantae, Streptophyta, Magnoliopsida, Ranunculales, Papaveraceae. Gene Ontology annotation, biological process: lipid metabolic process. The transcript is spliced from 6 exons.